Cinara cedri is the source of this 934-nucleotide messenger RNA. Lineage: Eukaryota; Metazoa; Arthropoda; Insecta; Hemiptera; Aphididae. The record is from the annotation of a GenBank genome assembly.
AUGCCAGGUAUUUCAAAUGGUACCUACUUCAGUUCAAACAGUUCAUAAAUAUUUAUUUUGGCUAUCAGUGAAAUGUAUAAUAUUUUAUUAUAGCUUAUCUAAAAUAAUUUAAUCUGUUUAUUUCUAUUUAAAUUGUGUAUUAAAUCGAAUAAAUAUAUAAAUAAAUAAAUAAAUGAGUAUCCCGAAAAUUAUCGUAGAUCGAUUGCGACACAAGUGAACUACAUAAAUUUAUACUGCUUACGACAGUGUUAGUGAAAUCCGAAUAAUUAAAUUAAGUUUCGUAUCUGGCACUCUAGGAACAACAUUUCAGAUUCUUGCCCGUGCUUUUCAUUAAUAGUAUGUUGUUGAACAGUCGAACGAUAACCCCACGUAAUUAGUCUCUAGUAUCCGGUUAUUGCUAAAUGUGCGCGUAUGAGUUCAACCGAAUAUUGAUGUCCGUGUUAUAUUAAUAUUCUGAAUAUGCAAAUGUACAUUAAACAUAUGUGGUUUUCUGGUAUAAUAUUCGAGUACACUAUUUUGACCCGAGAUGUGAAUUACCUAUUAUUGUACUACAGGUCCUUACUUAGGAUAUAUAAUAUGUAUUAUCAGGAAGUGAGGCGAUGCCUGUAAUACAAGCAACCACGUUUAUGGAGGGGUUGCAGUGAUAAUAAAAGAAUCAAUCAAACAUCACGAACUUGAAAAACAUCCUAAAGAAUAUUUACAAGCAACAAGUGUCCGUGUAAAUGACGGAGGCAAUGGCCUUACUGUAUCUGUUAUAUAUUGUCUACCACGAUGUAAAGUAGAUGACAACAAGUUUACUGAAUUCUUCCGGACUCUGGGUAGUAGAUUCAUUACCAGAGGUGAUUAUAAUGCCAAACAUACUUUUUGGGGAUUGAAAUUGAUCACUACCAAAGGACGUGAUUUGUUUAAAUCUGCAAAUAAAAUUAAAGCAUAG